AUGAGAGCAACUUUGUUGGCCUUCGUGGCAGUUGCCAUAGCGCGACAAGCCCAUAUCGGAUCGAAUGGAGUCAUUCAGGGCCAUGAGGCACCGAAGAAUCCGGGGGUCACAGAGUGGCUUGGAGUUCCUUACGCGCAGCGGCCGGUCGACCAAUUGCGAUUCGCACCGCCCCAAACCUACACGCCCAGGGGUGUUCAUGUCGCGUCAGAAUAUGGGAAAGACUGCAUGUACUCGGUGUCGAAGCUGGUCGACUAUCCCGAUAAAACUCCGCAAUUUGACAGCAUCUUCGAGGCCUUCGGGGCUAUUAAUAACCACACUCAAAGUGAAGAUUGUUUGACUCUGAAUGUUUGGUCAAAGUCAGACUCAAAUCAACUCAAGCCCGUCUAUGUCAACUUUUACGGUGGCAGAUGGACAAGUGGCACGACCAAUACCCCUUUUUAUUAUGGAGGCGGAUUUGCUGAUGCAGAGGAUGUAAUCGUUGUGACGGUCAACUACCGCAUGAACAUCUUCGGGUUCCCUGGUCUACCUGGACACCCUCCUAACCUUGGUCUACUAGAUCAGCAUUUGGCCGUUGAAUGGGUGAAGCAAAACAUUCAUGGAUUCGGAGGCGACCCAGACCGCAUUACUAUAUCUGGCCAGUCCUGCGGAAGUGCUUCGGUUGACUAUUGGGCAUACGCCUACCAGUCCGAGCCCCUAGUCGCCGGUUUGAUAUCGCAUUCCGGCACAGCCAUCAGCUUCCCAACAAAUAAUAUGACAACUGCAGCAAAGAAUUGGUAUGCUGUGUCCGACCAGCUAGGCUGCGGAUCUUCGGGGGAUGUCCUGCCGUGCAUGAGAAAGCAGAGUGCGAGCGCCAUUCUCGCCGCCGCUAGUGCAGUGAAGGUCCCGAACCCAAAUCCUGCGAGGAAAUCUCCGGCUUUCCAGCCCACUGUGGACGAUGUAACUGUGUUUGAGAAUUACACUCUUCUUUCAGAGCAAGGGAAAUUCGCCCGUAUCCCCUACCUGGUCGGCCACAACGCCAAUGAAGCGGGAUUCUACAAGAUUUCAAGCUACGCCCAGGGAUCGAAGUUGACAGACAAGCAGUGGGAUGACUUCAAUAUGCAAACGUUCUUCUGUCCAUCCAACCUCGAAGCAGCACACCGAAGUAAGCGACAUACACCGGCUUGGCGCUUCCAAUAUAACGCGGAUUGGGAGAAUACCCGUCUUUAUCCCACUAGUGGGGCAUAUCAUGGCGUCGAGUUUAACAUGCUUUUUGGAGAAUCUGCCGAGAUCACUGGGAUUGCUGAGUCUGAUUCGCAGCGCCAGCUGCAGGAUAAGAUGCGUUCAGCUUGGGGCUCAUUCAUCACUGACCCCCAAGGCGGACUAAAUGCCCUGGGAUGGCCGAGUUAUAAUCCUGAAGCCUCGACACUUGUUGAAAUCGGUCUUGAUAAUCAUCCCAGCGUGUCUUUUGUAGACACGAAAGACUCCGCUGAGCGGUGUGUAGCUUUGCUGGCGCAAAUAUGA
Molecule: messenger RNA, 1500 nt
Organism: Penicillium concentricum
Lineage: Eukaryota; Fungi; Ascomycota; Eurotiomycetes; Eurotiales; Aspergillaceae
Product: CAZyme family CE10
Exons: 6
Coding region: 1-1500 (499 amino acids)
Source: RefSeq, a predicted model, not a curated record